CACUGCUUCGCUGAUUAGGCAUCAGUUAAGUGUGAACAGUUGAUCACAAUGAAAGCAUUCCUUUUGUUGACUGUCCUAGUUGGCCUCGCCGCCUCCAUUGACUACUGUGCCUUGCCCACCUGUCUGGACAAGCACAUUGCCUGCAACAACAAAGGAAACUUUAGUGAGAACUGCCCCAAGGAUGUGAGAGAGGUAAACAUCCAACCCCACGAGAAGCUGAUUCUGACCCUGUUCAAUGAGCUACGGAACACUGUUGCUGGAGGCGCUAUUGAAGGCUUACCCAAGGCAACGCGCAUGGCCAAGAUGACCUGGUGUGAGGAACUGACCCAUUUGGCUCUUUUCAAUGUUAAGACUUGUCAGUCCCUUCCUGACAAGUGUCGCAGUACAGAACGCUUCGCUUACGCUGGCCAGAACAAUGCUAUUUUCAGCUACAGCGGUGCCGAGUCUGAGUAUACCGAUGCGGAAAUCAUUAAGGAGCAGAUUGAGAACUGGUUUGCUCAGCGUGCCAAUGCUUCACCUGAGAUUUUGGCCAGCUUCCCAGAAGAGUUGCCCAACAAGAACGUGGCCAAGUUCACUAUUGCCGUGUCGGAGAAAAAUACCCAUUUGGGCUGUGCCGCUGUACGCUUCACCCGUGACUACUACAACCACUUUGUACUUACCUGCAACUUUGCCACUACCAACGUGAUUGGCCAGCCCGUCUACACACCCGGCGACAAAGCCACCUCCGGCUGCAAGAACCGAUACGGUGCUGCCUUCGACUAUCCCAAUCUCUGUUAUGCCAAGGAAAUCUACGACAAUGAGAAGGUUGUCCCCGAUAUCAAGGUGUUUUAAGGAAAGGGGGAAAAGUGAAAAUGAUUAUUUGCUGACUGACCAUUUUAAGAUGUAAUACAAACACUUGACUUGCAUAAUAAAAUAAAACUUUUAAUGAUUUCGCAUUCCAAUCAA
Messenger RNA from Drosophila hydei, 945 nucleotides. Its product is annotated as venom allergen 5-like. The record is from RefSeq and is a predicted model, not a curated record. Lineage: Eukaryota; Metazoa; Arthropoda; Insecta; Diptera; Drosophilidae. Bases 49 to 831 code for a protein of 260 amino acids. The transcript has 2 exons.